Molecule: messenger RNA, 2600 nt
Organism: Zalophus californianus (California sea lion)
Lineage: Eukaryota; Metazoa; Chordata; Mammalia; Carnivora; Otariidae
Gene: ZNF713
Product: zinc finger protein 713
Exons: 7
Coding region: 1042-2235 (397 amino acids)
Biological process (GO): negative regulation of transcription by RNA polymerase II
Molecular function (GO): DNA-binding transcription repressor activity, RNA polymerase II-specific; RNA polymerase II cis-regulatory region sequence-specific DNA binding
Source: RefSeq, a predicted model, not a curated record
GGGCCCUCACUGUCCCGCCUAGGUCGGGCCCGGCGGCAGCGGUGGCGACGGCGACGGCGGCGGCGUUGGUGGCGGCGGCGGCGGCGGCGGCGUGAGGGGGCGGAGCCGCCCAGAGCGCCCUUUGUCUGUGGAGGCUGACUCUCUAGGUCCCGAGGUGACUGAGGCUGCUGGAUUUCUUUUGUUGACUGGUGCAUCUCAUCACAGGUGCUCAAUCUGAUAUUGUAUCUUACAAGAUCCCUGCCAGGAGAGAGAUUCGAAUAUCAUAGUGAAGUCUGUACAUGAAGGAUUGAUGCCUUUAGGGGAAAAAAAGUAAUAGCCACCUUCAGGAACCGCCACAUCUCAACUCUGCAUGAACAAAGCAAGAUUCUGAGAGUGGCUGCACCUGAGAAGCAGAAAUCAUUCUUGUGGAUUGCCAUUGGCUCCUGAGGCUCUCAUCAGAGAUGAGGCACCUUUAAUACCUGAGAGUGACUAUUCUCCAUAAGGCACUGGAAAAUCAGCUUUCAGGGACUGACAAGGACACUGAAGCUGUUAGUAAUAGUGUAUCUACUGAUGUCCCUCUAGAAGAGAGCAAAGCUUUGAUGAUAUUACAACUUAAGAACUGCAAAGAGGUGUAGUAAUCCUGAUGGAGGACUGAAUCCAGGUACUCAAAAAAGAAGUUAUGCCCUCUCACAAUGCUAUACUUUCCCAAGGGGGGAACAUGGAGGAGAAAGAAAUGAGUGAUGGAUCACAGAUAGUCAGGUCUCAGAGCAAAAGGAUUAUUAAAAAGCAUUGACAGUGGAGGACAGGACAGAGCAAGAUGGCGGAGGAGUAGGAGACCUAAAUUACCUCUGGUCCCAGGAAUUCGCUGAAUAGGGAUCAAACCAUUCUGAACACCUACGAACUCAACAGGAGACUGAAGAAAGGAAUAGCAGCAACUCUCUGAACAGAAAAGCGACCACUUUCUGGAAGGAAUCACUGACAUUCCAGGACGUGGCAGUGAACUUCACCAGAGAAGAGUGGGACCAGCUGUACCCUGCUCAGAAGAACCUUUACCGAGAUGUGAUGCUGGAGAACUACAGGAAUCUGGUAGCACUGGGGCAUCAACUUUAUAAGCCAGAGGUGAUCUCUCAUUUGGAGCAAGAGGAGCAGUGGGUGAUGGAAAGAGAGAGCCCACUGGAUACUCACACAGAUGGGGAGAGUAGACCUGAAAUCAAAAAAUCAACUCCAAACCAGAAUAUUUCUGAUGAAAAUCAAAAUCAUGACAUGAUAAUGGAGAGACUAACAGGAGAUAGUUUCUGGUACUCCAUCUUGGGAGGACUCUGGGAUUUUGAUUACCAGUUAGAGUUUAACCAAGAAAACCAGCAGAGACAUUUAGCACAAAUAUCUUUCACCCACAAAAAGAUCACACAGGAGAGAAGCCAUGACUGUAAUAGAUUUGGAGAAAACUAUAACAUGAACUCAAACCUUAUUAUGCAUCAGAGAAUUCCUUCAAUUAAAAUACCCCUUAAUUCUGACACACAAGGAAAUAGCAUCAAACAUAAUUCAAACUUGAUUUACUAUCAGGGAAACUAUGUAAGAAGUAAUCCUUAUGAAUAUAAUGAGUGUGGAAAAAUCUUCAAUCAACAUAUUCUUCUUACUAAUCAUAUUCAUACUGACGAGAAACCCAGUGAAUGUGAAAAAGUUUUCAGCCACAAUUCAUCUCUUACUCAACCUCAGAUAGUCCUUACAGGAGAGAAGCCCUAUAAGUGUGAUGAAUGCGGGAAAAGAUUCAGCCAGAGGAUACAUCUUAUUCAACAUCAGAGAAUUCACACAGGAGAAAAACCUUUUAUAUGCAAUGAAUGUGGGAAAGCCUUCCGUCAACAUUCAUCCUUUACUCAACAUCUGAGAAUUCAUACUGGAGAGAAGCCCUAUAAAUGUAAUCAGUGUGGUAAGGCCUUUAGCCGUAUCACAUCCCUUACUGAACAUCAUAGACUUCAUACCGGAGAGAAACCUUAUGAAUGUAGUUUUUGUGGGAAAGCCUUCAGCCAGAGGACACAUCUUAAUCAGCAUGAGAGAACUCAUACAGGAGAGAAACCCUAUAAAUGUAAUGAAUGUGAGAAAGCCUUUAGCCAGAGUGCACACCUUAACCAACAUAGGAAAAUCCAUACUCGGGAGAAAUUAUGUGAAUAUAAUAAAUGUGAGAAAACCUUAAGUCCCAAUCCUUCACUUACCCAGCAGCAUGUAACUCAUGGGGGUGGGAAUCAUAUGAAUAUAUAAAUCUGGGAAAAUUUUUGGUCAGAUCUCUUCAUCCCAUUCAAUAUCAAAUUAUUCAUAGAGGAGAGAAAGCUUAUAAAUAAACUUUUAAUGCAUAGAAACUACAUAAAUCUAGGUCUUAAAUUGUAGCAUAUUCCCAGGAGGUUAUAAAUAGUGAAAAUAAUUUAUUUUAUAAAUAAGAUUAUAUUAAGAGUCAUGUUCCAAAUCUGAUAUAAAACUUUUUUCAAUGAUCAGACAUCUUGUAGGCAAUAAUCUGUAACUUUUAUGAUAUAAACUUUUUAAAUUAUGUAAGCAUUGAUUAAGGCAAUGAUGUAGUGUAACUAGUCACAUAAACUUGAAAUAAACAUAAAAGCAAUAUUUCUCAAACU